Messenger RNA from Lolium rigidum, 3180 nucleotides. RefSeq lists its product as uncharacterized. Gene Ontology annotation, cellular component: plasma membrane. The record is from RefSeq and is a predicted model, not a curated record. The coding region runs from base 175 to 2697 and encodes 840 amino acids. Lineage: Eukaryota; Viridiplantae; Streptophyta; Magnoliopsida; Poales; Poaceae. The transcript has 14 exons.
ACCCCCUCCUCCUCUUCCUCCUCCAGUCCAGUCACCUGAUCUCCGCAGCAGUCGUUGCCGGUGACAGGGUUUAGAGCUUGUACGCUUCACGCGCGCCGGCCAGUCUGGUGCCGUGGUGGUAGGUGAGCUGUGGAGUCGUGGGUCAAGUUACGUGCCGUGAGCCGUCCCACUCCCAUGUCGGCGGCGGCGCGGUGGGCGGCGGCGCUGCUGACGCUGGGCGUCGCAUGUUUGGCGGCGGGGCCCUGGGCGUGCGCCGCGCAGCCGGUGGUGCUGUCCAGCUACGGGCAGAGCAGGCUCUCGCUCAAGCCCUACGACUGGACCUACCUGCGCGUUGACCUGCCGGCGUCAUUUUCUUCUGUCACCAUGGAUUUUGCAACUGACAGAGAUAUUCCCAGGGAGCACUUACGAGAUCUUCCGAGAAGCGAUCUUGCUAUCAUCUGUUUGAUGAUUGCCAACCCUCCUAUUCCUGAUAUAUCUGGUUAUUAUUUAGAAAAUUUAUUAUCAGACUUUCUUGCUGUUGGAUCUUUUGGCAAUAUGAAUAACCAAUCAAAUCUGGCGCAGUGCAUACCAUUUCAGAAAAACACAACGAUAGUGUUAACAAACGACCAGAUAUUACCAGGCGUUUGGUACAUUGGUUACUUCAAUGGCCUUGGGUCUGCUCGCACACAAUCAAAGAUGAUUAGCCGAGGGAGAGCACGUUCAGUGAGCACUAGCAUUACGGUAGAAGGAUGCCCCAGUUCAGCAUUAUGGGGACCCUACUGCAACCAAACAAUUGAAAUGAUUGGUUGUUCUCAGCUGUCAAGAUAUAAUAACUCAAGAAAUCUCUUAGUUCAGACUAUCGACACGAAGAGAAGAUUGAAUACUAGAGAAAAUAAUAGACAUACUAGCUUCCUAUUAAGGUCGAACCUUCCAAUAGGACAUGCACUUGACUCCAAUAGUACUAGCUUACUGGGAGUGGAGAAUUUGAUCACAUGUUCCAUUUCAAAUGACUCUUUAUGCCUCAGGCAAGGCGAUAUGAAGUUUUAUUUCUUGGAUAUAGACAACUUAGCAGUGCAAUUUAGAAUUGCAGCUGCAAAUUUUGGAUUAGUCCAAAGGGCAUCCUUGGUUUGUUACUUGCGCUACAACGCCUUCCCUCAGAGAGUUUUGCAUGAUUACUCAGGCGAUAUUAGCAGUGGUCCCUUGGUUAUAAAGCUGCCAAAUAUUGGACGAUGGUAUAUCGCAAUUGAGAUUCUGAACAAAACAGAGAUCAACAAUAUAACAUCACCUAUGCCGGAUACAACUUGUUUCUCAUUUGAUUGGCAAGUAACUGGAUGUCUGGAUGGAAAAGCUGGAAUUAACUGCUCAUGGGAAGCAUAUGUGCUCCAGAGAGUUCCUAAAAGAAAUCCUUCUGUCCCUUUCGAGUCAUAUUAUGUUCCUACUGAUGGGAGGGCAAUGCUGGAAGAUAGCCACUUCUUGCUCGAACAGUUUUUAAGCAACUCAUCCUAUGAGCAAUUUGCAUGGACUUAUUUCCUUUUGGAUGUUCCCCAAGGUUCAGCGGGUGCACUUAUUCAUGUCCAGCUAAAGUCAGAUAAAGAAUUAAAUUACGAGCUGUACUCACGAUAUGGUGGUUUACCAUCAAAUGAUAGUUGGGAUUACUUUGCAAGCAGGACAAGUAGCAGUAAUGGUUCAAUAUUCUUUUCCUUACAGAAUUCCACAAAUUCAGACAUGGAUCUAUCUAUUUUCUAUGCCAAGGAGGGAACUUGGUGCUUUGGAAUUAAGCAUCCAAAUAAUACUUCAAAUUCUCAGACAUAUAUAUCUGUAUCUCUUCAGGGAUGCCAUAGAAACUGUAAUCAGAAAGGUGUUUGUCAUUCUUCAGUUGAUGAAAGUGGGUUAACGUUCUACAGCUUCUGCACUUGCGACCGUGAUCAUGGUGGUUUUGAUUGCAGCGAUGAAUUAGUUUCGCCUAAUGGGCACAUCAGGCAGUCUGUCUUUCUAAUCGCAUCAAAUGCUGCAGCAAUUUUACCUGCCUUCUGGGCUCUCCGGCAAAAGGCGUUCGCCGAAUGGAUUCUUUACACUUCUAGUGGAAUUUCUAGUGCUUUGUACCAUUCAUGUGAUGUGGGCACCUGGUGCAUACUUUCUUUUCAUGUAUUACAGUUUUUGGACUUCUGGCUUUCAUUCAUGGCUGUUAUUGGUACAUUUAUAUAUAUGGCUACAAUUAAAGAAGCUUCAAAACGAGCUAUGCAUACUGCUGUUUUUAUUCUCACAGCUAUCUUAGCUGCAACUGGUGCCACCAGAUCUGCCAAUAUCGGUAUCGUCGUUGCUAUUGGUUCACUUGGCCUGCUUAUUGGAUGGAUAUUGGAAUUCUCUACAGCACAAAGAUUUACAUGCUGCUCAUGGCGAAUUAACCUCAGUGUGCCUCAAAGAUGGCCAAACCUAGUGCCUUUGUUUUGGAAUACUCUGGAGAUGUUAAACAAACGGUUCCAUUGGCUGUAUUUACUUGUUGGUUUCAUCACAUUAUCUUUCGCAGCUGUAAGCUGGAAGCUAGAAUCAAAUAGUAGCUACUGGAUUUGGCACAGUAUGUGGCACAUAACUAUCUAUACGUCUUCGUUCUUCUUCUUAUGUUCAAUGCGUGUCAAUAUGAUGGUUCAUAGUCCGGAGACAAACUAUGAGUUGACGAGGCAAGAUUCCUUGCCAAGAACAGAGUCAAGAGAAACCUAAUGAUAUCUUACUUCUGGUAGCAACUGGAAAUCCAUGGACGAAAGGUAUUAUCUUACUACAGUGAAGAGCUUGAUGCCAGACCCUUUCUGGCAGCCCGCACGUCUGAGCCUCACUACUGUAAACGUGUUCAUAUAUAUGGGCUUCCUUGCAAAACUGCAAUAAUCGGGGGAUAUUGAAACGACAUGUAAUGUUCGUUGUUAACUUCAUCACAUGAGAAUUGUAGAUAGUGUGGUGCAACCUAGCAACUUUAGAUGAAUUACCCUUUUUCUGGGGGAAUGGUAGUGAAAUGCCAGUAGAGAUAUCGUGUAAUUAUAUUAGGCAAGUGUUACAGAUUUGAUUAUUUUUCACACUGCACAAAAGUGCAUUCUAUAGACAGGAAGAUAUUAUGUAUAGCAAAAUACAUUGUAAAAAAUUGAUGAGUUCUGUGUACCAGAAUAAUGAUGGCACUGUCAUGGUGAAAGAUACUAAGAUACUAAGAUUCAA